UCUAAAAAUAGCACACCUGGUUGAACAUACAACACCCUGUCUGUGUAAUUUUUGGAGUGACAGAAAAAAAGCCGGACAGACGGACGGUUUAAAGGAAUUGGGCAACUGUGCAAAUAUUUGGGACAUUUAUUUCGUUGUGAUGAGGAACAAUUAACUAAUUAACAGAUCUGUUACAACCAAAAUGAGAGAGGUAGUUACUCCGCUGUUACUGGCAGCAGUUUUGUUGGUGCAUACGGAUGGACAAACAAUGAAUCGUCAGAACUGUGCUGGUGGCGCAGGACACGAGGCUGUCAUUCAGCCAGAUGCUGAUGCUUUCAUAGCAGGGUUUUUCGCUUUUCACGAGGCCGGUGAAAAUGGUGUGGGAUGUGGAAAUAUUCGAACUUCAGCAACGCAUGACGCCAUGCAGUCCUAUGAGGCUAUUCGCUGGGCCCUUGAUCGACUCAACAAGAAAGAUGAGGUUCUUAAUGGUGAAGACCUUGAUGACUAUUAUAUCCCAGGGAUCAAAAUAGGAAUGAUUGCUCAGGAUUAUUGUUCCAGUGCAACAACUGCUAUAAGCAAGGCAGAAAAUUUAUUCCCCCAGUUUGGCUCUUCAGAGAAUGAAUGUCAGAAGAAUACAGACAAACUUAUGUUAGGUUUGUAUGUACAAAUGGCAAGUGGUGAUGCUAUGAAGAUGCAUCAGAUGGCUCAAAACCGCAAUCUUCCUCUCGUAUCUUAUACAUCGACAGCGCCGGCACUCUCCAGUACAGAAAUGUAUCCAAACUUCAUGCGUACAAUACCUCCUGAUGGCCCAUUGACCAAAACAAUUGUAGAGUUUAUAAAGCAGCUUGGCUGGCAGUACGUGGUUGUAGUUCACACUGACAACAGCUAUGGUAGGGAGGCGUACAGAGCCAUACGGCCAUAUCUUGCCGAGGCUGGAAUUUGUCUGACCGCAGCAUUCCCUGCUGACCCUGAUGACAAAUCUGAUGAAACUAUCGAUGGAUUACUAAAUAAUGUGAUGGCUACAAAUACAACUGGAGUAAUCUACCUUGGCAAUAAUUUGCUAAUUGAUGCGUUCUUGAGACGCGGAGAAGUUGUUGAUGAUGCAGGAAAUCUACAGUGGAUUGUUACUGACAGUGUCUCCUUAUCAGAUACAUUCCCAGGACAGAAAUAUCCAAGAGGACUGAUUUCUGUUGUACCAUCUGGACGUAAGAUAAUUGAGUUUGAGGACCAUUGGGUGCGAAUUGACAACAAUGACCCUUCUCCUGAGAACCCUUGGUAUAAGGACAUGUACAUGAAGAGCUUCGAGUGUCGUCUGCCAGGGGUUACUAAUUCAGAGUAUACAACAGAUUGCCCUGUCAAGUCGGAAACUAUGCGUAGAAAUGAGUUUGUUCAAGACCAGUAUGUGGAACCUGCUGUCCAUGGUGUUUACAUUUAUGCACGUGCAUUGAAACAGGCGCAUGCCGUGUUAUGCGGAGGUCAACCUGGAAUGUGCCAAGCGUUGCAAGAUCUGUCUACAUCUGAUUUUUACGACAACUACAUGAGAGAUAUUGACUUUAUGUAUGGGAAGGCGGAGCGUAUUGAAAGUUUGGCAUCAUUCAGUCUCGACCCAUAUAAUGCAGCUGCACUAGUGAAGUUUGAAGGCAAUGACUUGAUCAAUCCAUCAUUUGAAGUCUACAACUUUAAUGACUAUCCCUAUGGGACUUCCUACAAGUUCCAAAGUGUUGCUACAUACAUCAAUGAGCUACUGGAAGUGAUCACCUCCCGUUUACGAUUCUAUGAUGAGCCACGUGAUGCAGUUCUGCCAUUUAUUCCCCAGUCAAAGUGUCCCAGCUUGCCGUGCAGUCCAUGUCUAGGAGCCUUGAUAGACUCCAAAUAUGUUUACAUUCCAGGUGAUGUAAUAAUCAAUGCCCUGUUCAGCAUCCACAUGCCAGGACCAAUGGCUUUAUCUUGUGGAGAAUUUGAUGAAUCCGCUCAGCAAGGAAUACAAGCAAUGCAGGCUUUCAUUUAUGCUGUUGACUAUGUCAAUGAACAGAUGAGAGUAAGCACUGGAAGAUUGCGAGGUGUGACACUUGGAGCACUUGGUUUUGACGAUUGUAUGGACCCCAUUUUAUCCAAUCAUUUGAUCACUGAAGUGCAGAGAUACGGACGCCGCAUCAGAGAUAUGAAUGGCGAAAACGUGCUGGAUCCUCGUACUGUUGAGGUGUUCAUGGCGCGUGGUUUGGAUCCCUGGAUGCCCGUUACUAUGGCUGAACUUAUGAAUACAAUGAAACGUCCGGUUCUUGGUGUAGAAACCUACACUGAAGUUUUAGAUGACACAGACAUGUAUCCAUACUUUUUACGGUCCCAGUUCGGUCUCCAAAAUAUAGCGAUGACAAUUGUAAAUGUCGCAAAAAGGUUUGGCUGGAAGUAUUUGCAAAGCGUUUAUCAUACUGGACCAUGGGGUGAAGAGUCCAAUAAGGUUCUAAAAAGAGUGGCAGCAGAAGAAGGCAUCUGUAUUGUUGCUUCGUAUGAAAUCCCAGAUGUAAAUGGUGGUGCUGAGGUUGUCGAUAAAUUACGUGGUCGACCUGAUGUGCAGCCAGUUGCUUUGUUAUUGCUAUCAUAUGGGUUUCGUAAUUUCAUGGAAGGUAUGAAGAUACGCAAUGUCACUAACGAACUCCAGCUUAUUUCUUUGAUUGGAGAUAAUAAAAAAUCUGCUGAAGGUUAUGAAGACUUCCUAGAUGGAAUGGUGAGUUUCGAGCUUUGGUGGCCAGCUAAUUCCCAGCUUGGCCAACUGCCAACUUUAGAAGGAUUCCGUCAGCAUUUGAGAAAUAUUGAUGUUAAAACAUACAUGACAAAUCCAUGGAUGCAAGAAUGGUUUGAAAAUUUCUACGACUGUAAGUUCAACCGAACUGGUUCAGAAGUUGCCUGUGGAGGCCAGAGAUUGUUUGAUGAUUUUGAACUGAAUUCAGACGUUAUUUCUGUGAUUUAUAGCGUGUUUGCCGCAGCUCAAGGACUCGAUGAAACAUUGAAGCAGUAUUGUGGAGCAGGUUACAAUGGAGUCUGUGGGAACUUCAUAAAUGCUAGAGACAAGGGUAUGGUUUUACUACAGAAUAUUCUGCAGAAAGCGAGAUAUGGUGAAGACGGUAACAUCUACGAGUUUUACGACAGAAAUGGCAAUAUUCCAUCAAAAUACUUCAACUACAACGGUUUUCUUAAAUCAUUCACUUAUGUAGGUGAUUAUAAACCUGCUGAGGGAGUUCUUUAUCUGGAAAACCUCAACUUGAAUGGUGGCAGAUCUCCAUCCGAAAUCCAGUCCUCAUGUCCAGGGGUUUGUAUGGAGUGUUUGUAUCUGUUUGGAAAUCAGAAGUUCAUGUACAUACAUGGUGACAUCAUUAUACCUGCAAUAUUUGAUGUACAUUACCGUGGUGAUUCACCAUACAGUUGUGCUGAUCUGAGAAUGGAAAAUGGAUUCCAGUACACCGAAGCUUUCCGUUUUGCUUUGGAACAAAUCAAUACAGGACAAGCUGACGUUACGUUAAAUGGUGUCAGGCUUGGAGGUCUUGGCUUUGACGGAUGUACUGAUCAUAUAAGAGCUUCUGCCAUUGUGACUGGAAUGUAUUCUGGGGCAUUCCCAACCGCUGGCUCUAAUUUAGCACAAACAUAUGUCAAAACUGGUGAUUUUGCAGGCUGGUUGUCGUAUGACAGCGAAAGUACCAUUAGCAUUGCAACUAUUCUUGAAAGGUUUAAUAUUCCAGCUGUGACACCAGGAGCAACAUCUCCAGUUCUUGAUGACAAAUCAGAAUUUACAAACUUUUUCCGCACCAUCCCAUCUGAUGGUCGCGUCGCCAAAGCCAUGGCAAAACUUGCUCAUAAACUCGGUUUCAGUUACAUUAUCACUGUAAAUGCACCUGAAGAGGGCAGUCGAGAUGCUGUGAAACAUUUCCGUAUGUAUGCUGAAGAUCAAGGUAUCUGUAUCGGAGCUUCAUACGAGUUUGAGACCGACGGGGAUGAAAACCAGAUUAUGCGCUAUAUUUUACAGUCGACAACGAAGGUUGUUGCAGUUUUUGCAAGCCCUGAUCGUUACAUCGAAGAACUUAUUCGAGUAAAGUUUGCCAAUCCAGAUGCUAAUAAUGUGAUUUUCAUAGCUAAUCAGCCAUGGGAUGCACCUGCAAAAAGAGCCAAACCAAGUGGAAUUUCACCUAUACCAGAAACGAUCAAUUUCCGAAUGGAUGGCAACGUUCGAAUUGAUGAGUUCAUGUAUUACCUUGAGAGUGAGAGCACGGAGCUGCUAGAGCAUCCAAACCCGUGGUUCAGAGAAUAUUACCAAAUGGUGAUGCAGUGUAACCUGGCAGGAACAUACACGUAUAACAGAGCAUGCACAGAUUCUGCGUUCAAUCCUCUUGAUAUAAACAGGAUUGAGCAGGAUAUUCGAGUUAUUUCAACAAUGAAUGCAGUCUACGCCAUUGCGGAAGGAGUCCACAUUACACUGCAGCAGAAAUGUGGUGUCAACUACACUGGAGUGUGUGCGGCGUUCCUCAGUGAUGCCGAUACGUACGCUCACAUCAUGAACAAUAUGGACGCCUUAAGUUUCCAAGAUAUAUCCCAGAUGGUGUUCCGAUUUAUUGAAAGAGAGGCUGACAGAAAAAUUAGCUUUAGCAGGUUCCUUACAGAUGGAAGGAUUUACAGUGAGGGAUUCUACAAUGCCAAUGAAGAAUUUGAAAUUCCACUUGAAGAGACACUCAAACGUGCAUACCAAGAUGUUCCAUCAACAUGCAUUGGGGAAUGUCUGCAGUGUCAGCGAGAUAGUUCUGGCAUGGAAAAAUUUAUGUAUAUUGCUGGAGAUCUUCACAUUGGAGCUUUAUUUGACGUGCAUAAGAUGGGAGGAACGCCUUACACAUGUGGAGAGAUAAAUGGUAUAAAUGGCUUCCAACUUAUGGAGGCAUUCAACUGGGCCAUGGAUUACGUCAAUGAGAAGAAAGGAAUGUUUAGUCGUAAGCUACUGGGAGUUAAACUAGGUUCCUUGAUCUUUGACACGUGCUCGAGUCCAGUUAAAGCCGGAAAUCUUAUUGCUAACUACCAUGCCAGAAAUUUUAAAAUUAGCACGGAUGAGUAUAACAUUGAUCCAAGCCUUAUUGAUCUUUAUAUAGGACCAAUGACAAGCGAGGCUUCUAUAAGGGUUGCUGAUGUUCUGGCUGAAAUAGGCAUUCCACAAAUCGGUUAUGGUGCGUCUUCUCUCGAGUUGCGCGAUCCACGAAAAUAUAGGUACUUUAUAAGGACAGUUCCUGCUGAUGAUAAGCAGGCUAGAGCUCUCAUAUCCAUCUUGAAAAAGUAUAAAUUUCCAAAUAUCCAGUUGGUUUCGCAGUUCAGUUCUGUAGGAAGUUAUGGACGGGAUGAGUUCGUUCGAUUGGCCAACUUAAACAAAAUCUGUAUCUCCGCCGAGUUUGUAAUUGGCCAGAGUGGGAAGGUGACAGAAGACGAGGCGAGAUCGGUUGCCUCAAGGUUGGGGGAGAAACCAGAUGCUAGAGUUAUUAUUGUUAUCAUGGACGAUCCUUAUGCGCUGCUUCGUGAGGCAGAGAAGUUCGAUUACAUCAUCGGAAACUACUCGUUUAUUGCUACGGACAAAUGGGGCUUUGGUAUUUCCGGAUAUGAAAAUCUUGAAGGGUUGGACAGAUUAAUUUCCUCAGGAAAUGUUAUGACACUUGAUGUAGAAACAGCCGACUUCCCAGAGCUUGAUGAAUAUUUGGAAGCCAAGACGCCAGAAAACUACAAAACUAACCCAUGGUUUAAAGAGUACUACGAGUAUAUUCACAAUUGCUCCGUUGAGCUGUCAGAUACUGCUAGAUACCCAUCCCAAUGCCCGGAAUAUUUGGUCGGAUACCCAAGAGCUGUGCGGUACAUUCAAGAUCCAUAUGCACUGUAUGUGAUCAAUGCAGUAUUUUCAACAGCUUUAGGAAUUCACGAAACACUUUAUGAAUGGUGUGGCGGUGACCAGUAUUACGGCGUGUGUAACAUUCUGCGUACCCAUGGUGAAAGGCGGGAAUAUUUCCUAGAGAACAUCAAGAAAGCUACCUUCGUGGAUAAGACUGAUCAACCAUUCAACUACACAAAAAACGGAGAAAGUGACAGAGGCUUCCACGUGUAUGAGCCUCAGUCAAAUGGCAUGUCACUCUAUUAUGGUAGCAACGGAUAUUAUUGGGAAGACAUCGGAAGUUAUAAUGACACGCAUUACCUGAAGAUGGAUGUACGAUACAAGCCAGACUGGAUAUCUACCUGUGACCCUCCUGGUGCCUGCCUGUGUGAAUUUCCGAAGUACCAGCCCUCACGCUAUUUGAAGAAACCGUCGCCACUUGAUCUAAAUAUAGUUUUCAUCUCUGAUAUCCAUCAAUCAGAUCCUGACAAUAAUUUAGGUUGUGGUGCUAUAGAUACCGCCAGUAACAUGCAGAAUCUGUUUGCAUUCUUAUAUGCUCUGGAAUCGGUUAAUAAUAACACUGAGUCCAAAUUCCCGGGAAGCUUGAAACUUGGCGGUGUUGCCCUGGAUACCUGCUCGCAGUCGAGUCGAAUUGGUCAAGAUGCCUACAGUCUAUUAAGCGGGGAACCAGUUUGUGGAGACAAGUCUGAAACUCAAGUUGUGCCGCCAGCAUCUAUUGUUGCCUAUAUGGUUAGAAACAGUGCAAAUUCUAUCGCUGCGAGCAGCAUGCUGUCCCCGUUAAAGAUUACAUCACUCAGUAUGAGUGCCACAUCUGUUGAACUGAACGACAAGUUAGAACAUGCAUAUUUCUUAAGAACAGUUCCACCGGAUAACGUACAAGCUCUUGUUGUCGCGCGGAUCCUGAAGGCAUUUGACUGGGACUAUAUCACCGUGGUUUAUUCUGAAAAUUCCUACGGAAGAUCUGCUGUUCAAACUCUUCUGUCACAAUCGGAUCGUAACAACCCACAGUUCUGCUUCGGUCGCGCAGUAUCAAUGCCACUAGAUGCUGACCUCAAUGAUGCAAAACACGUGAUUGAUCAACUUAAUCAGCUAAUCGGAGCAAGGGUCGUAGUGACUUUUGUAACAUCGGAACAUGUCCCACUACUUCUGCAAGCCACCGAAGAAAAGGGACUGAAACACAGAUUUACCUGGAUUGGUAGUGACACGUGGGCAAAUAAUUAUUUGCUUACUAGAGGUUACGAAGACACUGCUGCCGGUGCCGUAACAAUUCAGAUCCGGUCAGAAUACAGUAAUGGAUUCAGAGAUUUUGUUAAAAAUAUUACCUUUAACGAUCGAAAAGGCAUUCCAGAUGACUGGUUCGAAGAGCUAUACCAGACGGUUCACCAAUGCCGUAUUCUAAGCAGCCAAAUUCAGAAAACGUACACCAAGAUCUGUUCAGGUGAAGAGGUUUUCACUGAUGAGAUGGUCCCUCAUGAUCCAUUCGUUCUGCAUACAAUCCUUAGUGUGUAUCAGAUUGCCACUGGCCUGAGUGAUGUAGAAGCUUGCAAACAAAGCGGUCUUACAAUUGCUUCAUGUUUGUCUCUCCAACCGAACAGAAGACAACUUAUCUACAACAGUGUGCUGAAUGCACAACAUGAUGUCCUACCCAACGACCUUGGUAAACGGUCAUUUAACUUCAAAUUUACGAGCGACGGUUACGGCGAUAUUGGUUACAAUAUUUACAACUUCCGGAGGAACGUCACCUCUGGGCAGUAUGAAUAUAUUCAGAUUGGUAGCUCGGCGGGAGAGCUCGUCCUGAAUAUAAAAGAGUACAAGAGUUACAGCUUCACUUCACGCUCCCAGCCAUCGUCCAACUGUCCUCCAGGUAGUACAUGUCAGUGUCAGGACAGUAGCGGUGAACCAUAUACUUUCAGUCGAUCAGAAAAUGGGUACAUUGUAACAGCAGACGGCCAGUACAUGGACCCAACAACAGGCCAACUUGUGACCAUUGAAGAUACUCCCGGUAUAAAUGACAGGUUCCGCGAUAUCUGGGCGAUUAUCGUCUGCACUUUGGCGGCAAUUGGAGCAUUUGCCGCGCUUUGCAUGUUCGUUUACUUGCUAGUCGUGUAUCCGGUCAGAGGCGGAACAACAGUUUUAGGUUACAUGCUUAUUUUUGGCGUAAUUCUGAUGUAUUGCCUGGUGUUUACUUUCAUCGUCCAUGCGUCAGAGGAGGUGUGCGGACUUCGCCGAUUCUGCCUCGGAUUUGUAUAUUCCAUCGCAUACUCUGCGUUGUUUGUUAAACUUGUAGACUGUUGGAGAACGAAGGACAAAGAAGACAUUUAUAUGGUGAAAUAUAACAAAAUAGGAAACCCAUGGGGACUUUUCUUUAGUGCAUGUCUUAUUGUGCUGGUCCAAGUUAUGAUAAACGCAGAAUGGUUGAUUUUGGAGAAACCGGAAAUGAUGCGUGUGAUUUACAACAACAAACUGUGGCCACGUUGUGUUCCAGACGACUUCUAUGACGAAGGCCUUAUACUGUCGAACGUUUUCAUCAUGUUCCUUAUAUUUGUCAGUGUUCUGGUGGGUCUCGCUGCCUUCGGUAACGACAAGAACCAUUGGGACUGUCGGUGGAUUGUUGGUUGUGUUGUGUUGACCAUACCAGCGUGGAUGGUCUGGUGUUUGGUUGCUGCGCUGGGAGAGUACAAGAUGCGGGAUGCCGCAGCUGCCAUAGGUCUCCUGUAUAAUGCCACGGUCAUGCUCAUGUGUGGACCGUUAAGAAAGUUAUAUCUACUGAAUAAAUACCAGGCGAGCUUAGAGGAAGAGGAGCGUAAAUCUCAGAUGGCACUCUCCAGUCAAAAAGACUACAAUUCCAUGUACGGUCGUCAGUAUGACAACAUGCCACACAUGCAAGAUGGCGACUCUAUUAGAGGGAGCACCAUGGGAAAUGAUGAUGUAUUUUUGUAUGAUCCUAAAAGUAGUUAAACGUUGCAUAAUAUGUGUAAAGAAGAUUGCGUGACACUGUAUAAAAUAUUUGUAUGUUGCCAUGACAACAGCAGAUCAGUACCUGAACAAUCCUCACCUCAGCAGUUACCAUGGCAAUGACCUUCACCUUCAGUGUUUCUAUGGCCUUUUUGUCAUUGGUUCUGUUAUAAAGGCAUAAUUUUAACAAAAGCUUGUGGAAGAUUCUCUGGGAAACAAGUUGUGACUGACUUUAUUUUAACUGACAAACUUCUUUGAUUUUAAUUUCAACAUAGUUUACCAUUUUAAUGAGUGCAAAGACAUGAAAUAGAAAUAAACGAAAAGUGUCGUUGCCAUAGCAAAGCCAAUGGAACAACUUUGGUCUAUUAAUGUCUAUCUGAAAAUUAGAUUAAUUAAUGAUGGGGAGUCGGAUAAACUACUGGUUAUUUUAUUAGAUAGUUUGAUUAGUUACCUGUAUUUUUAUUAAAAAGGCAACAAGAAAUAACCCCUUAGAAAUGAAGUUCAUAGAGAUCUUCCACAAACUUCUGUUAUGUUUAUCGUUUCUGUUAUGUCUCACUUUGUUAUAGAAUAUAUUUUAUGAUAUACUUUUAGAGAGAAAUGGAAAGUCUGCUAAUUAAGAUUUGUGGACAAUGCAGUGCUAAAAAUACCUUACGACGGACCUUGUGCUAUUAAAAAAAAUAUCAGUGUGCAAAUAAGUUUCAGCUUCCAAGAAACAACUAGUAUUAAUAUAUACUUUAUGCACAGCUAGGGAAGACUUCAAAAUAGUAUUUAGAAAAAAGAUCAGAGAGGACUGACUUCAUUAUUUUAAUUGGUUGAUUUAUAAAAUGUGCUUUGAUAGUUACCAUAUGAUGGUUGACUUUCAGAACAUGAGCUGUUCUAAAACGAAAACUUCGAAGGGAUGAAAAUAUCAGUGUCCAGGUGUAAAAUCUAAAAUCUUUAAAGAAGAAUAAAAUACCUAACUUUUAACUCUUACUUUUUUUCGCCAUGAUGAAAGCGACAAAUAUAGAAGAUGACGUGUUGAGAAAGGGUGUGGUGCUGUUGGUCGUUUUUGAGAUUUAUUUGUGAUACAAAUGAAUAAAUGUUUGUAUAUUGUACAUAUUUUUCACUGAAAUAUGAACAGAAUUUCUAGGUUAUGCUAAGUAAAUGAUGUAGUUAUUUUUGUUUAGUUAUAUAUUAUAUGUAUAUUUACAUGCAUCGGUACAUUUUAAAAGACAUGCUACCAUAUUUCCUUGUAAAGUGCUUGAUAUUUUUUAUAUAUAAAAAAGAAAAAAAUGCAAUAAAGGUAUAUUUCUAAGA
Mercenaria mercenaria is the source of this 10138-nucleotide messenger RNA. RefSeq lists its product as uncharacterized. The record is from RefSeq and is a predicted model, not a curated record. NCBI's taxonomy places the organism in Eukaryota, Metazoa, Mollusca, Bivalvia, Venerida, Veneridae. Gene Ontology annotation, molecular function: adenylate cyclase inhibiting G protein-coupled glutamate receptor activity. Gene Ontology annotation, biological process: regulation of synaptic transmission, glutamatergic; G protein-coupled glutamate receptor signaling pathway. Gene Ontology annotation, cellular component: membrane. The transcript is spliced from 21 exons. Bases 182 to 8845 code for a protein of 2887 amino acids.